AUGUCACGAAUGUCCAUUCAACAACAUGAACAUGUCCAUUCGAACCCAUAUUCAUCUUUCACACCUAUCCUUCUCAGUCUGACGAUCUUGUCAAUAUAUUUACUAUCAGGAUCACUGUAUACGAACAGAUCAUCACCACCCAUAUCCUUCACUAUCUCAUCAGGGUUGAUAUUGGCUUCUUAUAAACCUGGUUUGAUAACUGCUUUGAUCUCAAUAACCAGUAUUAUAAUCGGGAAUACAUUCUUAGCAAUAGAUUAUAUCCACGGGGAAUGUUGGUAUGAAGUUUUGGUAGGAGGUCAAAGUUGGCAUAAAGAUAGAUUAGGUGAAUUGGCUUGGUAUAAACAAUGUGUACAACCUUCACAAGCUUGGUGGUUGAUCAUCAUUGUAGGGUUAAUCUGGUCACUAAUUGCUAUUGUAUGUCAAAUCGACUUCACUCAUAAACCCGUCCCCAUUUACACUCAGUGUAUCGUCCAAUCUGACUAA
Kwoniella shivajii is the source of this 483-nucleotide messenger RNA. RefSeq lists its product as uncharacterized. The record is from RefSeq and is a predicted model, not a curated record. Lineage: Eukaryota; Fungi; Basidiomycota; Tremellomycetes; Tremellales; Cryptococcaceae. The coding region runs from base 1 to 483 and encodes 160 amino acids. The transcript is spliced from 3 exons.